AUGAAAUCCGUCAAGAAGGGACUCAGCGUCAACCGCAUAGUUGGCACCCUCAAGCGGAGGACGGGAACAAGCUCAGCAGCCAACAGCAGCAAUAACAACAACAACACCGGCAGCGGCAGCGGACCUUCCAACGAGGCACCGACAACCCAGGGACUCGCCAUCCCAGACGAUCUACAAGAAGACACUCCCGAAGGAAUUGCUGUUCGCAAUGUGAAAGCGUUCUGCGAGUCUGGAGGCCCCAACAGACAGGCGCGCCGCCAGGGGGACGAGGUUCUCUUCCUCCCGCCCAUCGUCGAUGCCGCCGAAUCCUCUCCGACCGCCGCGACCCAAUGCGCCCGCUACAUCCGCAAGUAUCUGACGGACAAGUACUCACCAAAGGCCUCAUGGCAGUACAACGCCGUCAUGCUGAUCCGCAUCCUGGCCGACAACCCUGGUCGCAGCUUCACCCGUAACUUUGACUUUAAGUUCUGCAACGUCGUCAAGGAUGUGCUGAGAAACGGCCGCGACCCGAGCGUGCGCCAGAUCCUCAUGGAGACCUUGGACGAUUUCGAGCAGACGAGGGCCAACGAUGACGGUGUCAAGGAUCUGGUCUACAUGUGGAAGAAGGAGAAGGAGCGUGCCUUCCAGCGUGGCGAGAGAAACUUCAGGUAUCCCCAAGGCGCCCAUUCUGCCCCGCAGAUGACGGCAUCACAGUACAACGAAGGCGGUCACAACUCCAACUACUUUGCGAGGAGUCACUCGAACAGAAGGCUGCCGCGCCCGGCCGAGCUCGCGAGCCGCCUCGAAGAAGCCCGGAGUUCCGCCAAACUCCUCUCGCAAGUCGUCAACAACACCCCGCCGCAGGAACUUCUCACAACGACCUCGUCAAGGAGUUUGCCGACCGCUGCCAGAGCGCGACGCGCAGCAUACCUUCUUUACAUGCUCGCCGAGGACCCCGCUCCUGACAACGACACGAGGGAGAGCCUGAUCGACGCCAACGAGCAGCUUCAGACUGCUCUUCACCAACACCAGCGAGGCGUCCUCAACGCGCGGAAGCAGCUCGGCCUCAACAGCACCCCGAGCCACACUCAGCAGAACACGUUCUCUGCCGAGAUGACCAACGGCCAACCACCCGUUCUCCCCCUCGACACCCGUCCUCAACAGCACGAGCAGCAGUGGCUGCCCUCCCAACCGACCUCGGCACCUCAGCAGCCACCCCGCAAACCCCUCGCCGGCUCCAACGAUGACAGCCAAGGCGACUUUGCGCCACCGGCGGGGCCCCCGCCUGGUCUGCCCCCGAAGGACCGAACGUUUGAGUCUGGUGGUGGUGGUGACCCCUUCCAGGACCCCGCGCCCGCGCCUCUGCGCGGCGCGCCGCCGGUCCCGGGCUUCAAUCCGACGCAGAGCUACGUCGGCCGGCAGGACAGCGCCGUCGGACACACGACGAUGCAUGGCGCGCAGGGCAGCCGGAACACCCGGGAUGACGAUGACAUUUAUGACUCGAGGUAAUCUACGUUUCGUCCGUCCGACAAUCUCGGUAUAGGAGACCCUGGAGUCGGUCCAGGGCGAGUAGUCCACACAGAAUCCAGCUGCACCGGCACAUGCUCUGCCUUGUACCUUUUCCAACAUCUCUCUCUGUGAUCGUCUCCGGCUGCCUUCUUGUCAUCGCAACAAGCCUGACGUAGGGCAGCAGACGAUCGGAUGCGAAGGGGGUGAGGCAAACAACCCCAUGGGGGCGUACUCGUUCCGGCGGCUAAAGAAGAAUGAAGAAGGAACUGAAGGCGCGAUGGCAGUGGCUCUUUUCAUAUUUGGUGUUCUAUUCCUCAUUCGCAGGCCAUUUAGGCAGAUGAAGCAAGCAUUCUGAUUCAGCAA
This is a messenger RNA of Verticillium dahliae VdLs.17, 1851 nucleotides long. RefSeq lists its product as uncharacterized. Lineage: Eukaryota; Fungi; Ascomycota; Sordariomycetes; Glomerellales; Plectosphaerellaceae. Bases 1 to 1488 code for a protein of 495 amino acids. The transcript has 4 exons. The record is from RefSeq and is a predicted model, not a curated record.